Molecule: messenger RNA, 1900 nt
Organism: Bombyx mandarina (wild silkworm)
Lineage: Eukaryota; Metazoa; Arthropoda; Insecta; Lepidoptera; Bombycidae
Gene: Syx13
Product: syntaxin 13
Biological process (GO): vesicle fusion; intracellular protein transport; vesicle-mediated transport
Cellular component (GO): SNARE complex; endomembrane system; membrane
Molecular function (GO): SNAP receptor activity; SNARE binding
Source: RefSeq, a predicted model, not a curated record
UAGCACAAUGUCAGAACGAGAACCAAUUAAUGGUUCAGGGCGAGACUAUGGAGCCACAGCCUCGGUGCCGGCUGUGGGCUUUGCAGAUUUCAGUCCAACAGAACUCUACAAUUUGAGUGAGGGCAUCGCAGAGAAUGUCAAUACGAUUAACAGUGGACUACUGUCGCUUGAGAAGAUGAUGAAGCAAAUUGGUGGCCCAAAUGAUAGCGUCCAACUUAGAGAUAAAAUUCACGAUACUCAACAGACGGUAAACAGUUCAGUAUCGGCCACGGCGCGAGACAUACAGCGACUGGGCGUUGUCGUUCGUCGUGGUGACAAACCGCAGAAGUUACAGGUCGAAAGAUUGACGCAGGCCUUCACGGAUUGUCUCGCUAAAUAUUCGUCGGUUCAAAAGAAAGUAUCAGAGAAGAUGGCGGCUCACAUGCCCAAACCGGCACGCGUGAGAAACGAUCCACAACUGUUGGAGCAGCAAGCGAUGGCUGACGACGAGGAAUCGGCUGCUUUAGCUCAGCAACAAGCUCAGGCCCGUCUCGUUGAGUUUGAAACGAGCAUGCUGCUUGAGCGAGAAGCCUACAUGAACAAAAUAGAAGCUGACGUUUUGGACGUUAACCAAAUAAUGUCUGAUCUGGCGAAGAUGGUGAAUCAGCAAGCCCAAACCGUCGACACGGUGGAGACCCACAUAGAGGCGGUGGGAGCGAACGUCGAGGCCGGGGUCGAUGAACUCGCUAAAGCAGCCGAACACCAACGCAGGUACCGGAGGAAAAUGUUCAUAUUAAUUAUCAUAGGCGCGAUUCUUGCUAUUGUCUUCAUUGUGUGGGUAGUCAAAGCCUUCAAGUAGAUCUUAUAUAAUAUAUUCGUAUUGAACUGUAAUGACAUGUUGAAACUAUCAGCUGUUUUCUAUAUCCUAGCUAUCUAUGUUUUUAGGUUCGUUAUGUAUUGUACAGUGGCUAAUGUCGGAUCACCCGGCAUUGUCAGUGUCAUUAGAUUAUUUUCCUUGUACAGCUACACUCUCGUAUACUUUGAGGCACUAACAAGAAUUGAUAGGGUAUCUAAACAAAUUUUGUAACACUAUAGAAUGUAUGGGAUAUAUAAAAUGGCUUCGAAUCUAUCUUAGUUAAAACAAUAUUAGCUAUUAUAUGUCAUGAUUGUUGUAAUAAAAAAUUUAUGACAGCCGCUACGAGUUUUAACUAAAAUAGGUUUUAAUGUAAUGAACGAUCUUUAGAUACCAUCGUGAUAAAUAUUUAUAAUUAUUAUUAUAACUGACAAGCUGCUUUAAACUUGAAAUAUACAAAAAUCAAACGCUUUUUUCCACCCAAAAACGAUAGCGUUAAGAUUUCAUUUUUGUUUCGACAUUAUGUAUUUUGAAACUGGUAACACUUGUAUAAUAUUGCCACUCUUAAAUUUAAUUGGUCAAAUCAAUAUUAGCAUAGUUAACUUAUGAUAAAUAAAUAAAGUAUAUUUUAUCUUUUAUUUAUGUCUUAUCUGAUCUAUAUAUGAUCUAUAUAUAUUAUCUGAAUAUUAAAUUGUUAUUAAUCUGUUUUUAUAUUUGACGAAAACAAGUCGUUUUCAAUUCAACCUCUAAAUGAUUCUGUCAAUUUUAACAUCUGACUAAAACUUUUCUGACAAGAGUAUUUUUAAGGUUUCAAAGUUGAUUUUGCAUGGUUUAUUAAUGAAAAUAAAGCUUUUAAAAUAAAAUUAAAUAUUAAAAUAAUAUGGUUUGAAAUGAUUUGAUAAUUGUGAUAGCUAGAUAUGUGCUCAUAAAAUACUACAUAAAUUGUAGAUUUACAAGUUCAUUUAAACAUGUACUAAAACAACAUUAUUUAUACAAAUCGAUGAAAAUGUACCAUUUUUAUUGAAUAAGACACAUUCCAGGUUGAAUAAAUUAAACAAUAUUGAUAGA